Beauveria bassiana ARSEF 2860 is the source of this 516-nucleotide messenger RNA. Its product is annotated as mitochondrial inner membrane protease subunit 1, putative. Bases 1 to 516 code for a protein of 171 amino acids. Lineage: Eukaryota; Fungi; Ascomycota; Sordariomycetes; Hypocreales; Cordycipitaceae. Gene Ontology annotation, cellular component: membrane; mitochondrial inner membrane peptidase complex. The record is from RefSeq and is a predicted model, not a curated record. The transcript is spliced from 2 exons. Gene Ontology annotation, molecular function: serine-type endopeptidase activity.
AUGCCAUCCCGCCCACUCGUGGCGUCUCGUUUCUUCCGCCGCCCCGGCGUGCGACUCUUCCUCGGCCUCACCAAGGCUUGCUUUGCCUGGCACUUCCUGCAGACGCACGGGUUCCAGGUCGGCCCCGCCGACGGGCCCUCGAUGCUGCCCACCUUUUCCACCUACGGCGACUGGAUCGGCACCAACAUGCGGUGCCGGCGCGGCCGCGGCGUGCGCGUCGGCGACCUCGUGCUGUACAAGAUGCCAUUUGCAAAGUACGACAUGGGCGUAAAGCGCGUUGUUGGUAUGCCGGGAGACUACGUGUCGAUCGGGACGCCGGGGAAGCACGGCGAGGAUACCAUGCUACAGGUUCCAGACGGCCACUGUUGGAUUAUCGGCGAUAACCUCAUCGCUUCGAGAGAUUCAAGAACGUUUGGGCCGUUGCCUCUCGCCCUUAUACAGGGCAAGGUAGUGGCAAAGGUCUUGCCCUGGAGCGAACGCCAAUGGUUCAAGAAUCCGCUACAAGAGGUAGAAUAA